Messenger RNA from Ananas comosus (pineapple), 2360 nucleotides. RefSeq names its product putative receptor-like protein kinase At4g00960. Gene Ontology annotation, biological process: protein phosphorylation. Lineage: Eukaryota; Viridiplantae; Streptophyta; Magnoliopsida; Poales; Bromeliaceae. The transcript is spliced from 7 exons. The record is from RefSeq and is a predicted model, not a curated record. The coding region runs from base 1 to 2034 and encodes 677 amino acids. Gene Ontology annotation, molecular function: ATP binding; protein kinase activity.
AUGGAGCCUUCCCCUUUCCGGUUCCUUCUCUGCUCGCUUCUCCUCCUAGUCCUCCACACACCCACAUCCAAAUCCCAAAUCCUAAACUACUCCGUCUUCUACAACUGCCCCGCAAUCUUCACGGCGAACAACGCCUUCGAGUCAAACCUCAACCAUCUACUGUCCACCCUCCCUGCCGCGACCUCGCCGUCCGGCUUCUACAACACCACGGUCGGUCAAAACGGCAGCGGCGGCGAAGUCUACGGCCUCGCCUUAUGCCGCGGCGACGUCUCCUCCACCGAGUGCAACACUUGUUUGAGUUCAGCUGCACAAUACGCCGUCGCGGUGUGCCCAGGCGGCGUGUCGAACACCGUGUGGAACGACACCUGCAUGCUGCGCUACUCCAACAGCAGCUUCUUCGGUGUCAUCGACUGGACCCAGAAGUUUGCGAGGAACAUGCACUACGUCACGGACCUGGCCGCAGGGAUGUUCAACGACCGGCUAGAUCAGCUCAUGAGUUACUUGUCUUCCUCAGCGGCCUAUGGGUUGGCGCCGCCGCUGCUGUUCCAGGCGGCGAAGAUCGAAUCCUACAACUUCACAAACAUAUACGGACUGGUGCAGUGCACGAGGGAUCUGUCGCUGGUCAGCUGCUACGAGUGCUUGACGAACUGCAUCGGGAGCAUCCCGAAGUACUGCGCAAAUCAGACCGGCGGGUGGAUUUUCGUAAAUAACUGCAAAAUCCGGUUCGAGUCAACACCGUUUUAUAAUAUGUCGGCCGACGGGAACGUUACAGUGACGCCGACGCCAGUGCCACCAGUGCUGCCGCCCGCAGGGUCGGGUCAGAAUAAGGGAAGCAGAGGAAUUAAUGGAAGUAGGAAGAGAAUUAUUAUUGUUGCCACUUCGGUGGUUGCCGCUGCGUUGUUGCUCCUCUUUGUUAUCUAUCUCUGCCGAAGGAAACAAAGAAAACAAGCCAGAAAUGGUUUGAUCAAAAAUGGAGGCGACGAGCGGGAAAUUAUAAGCGUGGAAUCUCUGUUGCUCGAUUUGGCCACAAUAAAAGCUGCCACAAACAACUUCUCUGAAGAAAAUAAGUUAGGAGAAGGUGGAUUUGGACCAGUGUAUAAGGGGAUAUUACAAGAUGGGCAAGAAAUAGCAGUGAAGAGGCUCUCAAUGAGCUCAGCACAGGGGCUUGAUGAGCUGAAAAAUGAGGUGGUGAUUGUGGCGAAGCUUCAGCACAAGAAUCUGGUGAGGUUAAUUGGUUGCUGCAUAGAAGAGCAAGAAAGGCUUCUUGUUUAUGAGUACCUCCCCAACACAAGCCUUGAUAAGUUUCUCUUUGUUCCUGCGAGGCGCGAACAAUUAGAUUGGGGAACACGGUACAAGAUCAUCGAGGGGAUUAGUCGAGGCCUUCUCUAUCUCCAUGAAGAUUUGAGGCUAAAGAUCAUUCAUCGUGAUCUAAAAGCAAGUAACAUCUUGUUGGACGCUUUUAUGAUCCCUAAAAUCUCCGAUUUUGGUCUUGCAAAGCUCUUCGAUGUUGACGCGAGUGAAGGAAACACGAGUCGAAUUGCAGGAACAUAUGGAUACAUGGCUCCAGAGUAUGUAAUUUAUGGACACUUCUCAACAAAGUCAGAUGUUUUUGCUUUUGGAGUGUUGAUUUUGGAGAUUGUGACUGGACAAAGAAUUGAUCGCCCUCAAGAAUCUCUCUCUUCGGAAAGCCUUCUAUCAUAUGUGUGGAAGCACUGGACCAAAGGGACUGCACACAAGGUGCUCGACCCGAGCCUCAUGGGGCAGUGCCGGUUGGAGGACGUGCUGAGAUGCAUCCACAUUGCAUUGCUAUGCGUCCAAGAGGACCCGUCAGACCGGCCGAAAAUGGAGUCCGUUGUGCUCAUGCUCAACAGCCUCUCCAUCACCCUUCCUGCCCUAUCGACCCCCGCUUUCGUGAUCUCAACUGCAAAAAACACAGAGGAGAUCGAGACCACUGCAUCCGGCGGGCUGCAGCGGAAGGCAACCCGUGCAGUAUCGAUGAACACCGUAACCAUUUCGGAAUUCGAGCCACGGUAGUGUCUCAGAGCUGGGGAAUAUUGAUCUGAAUAUACUUAAUUCGAGUAGUAGAAGACUGUGAUCUUCUUCAUUGCCGAAUAACCAGCAAAGGUACUGCAAAUUUAGAUUUACAUAAGUUUGCUCAUUUUUGUGACUUUCCUUCUUUCAAAUGCUAUGGCAACAACAUUUUAUUCCGUUUCGCUCUUUUAACUAUUCAAGAUGUAAUGACAUGUCUCGUUGUAUUUUGGCCCUUCUCCCAGUUACUCGUUAUUUCAGAAAUUACUGUAUCAACUGUUGGAAUUAGGGGUCAGUUGAGACUUACAAACUGGAUAGCCAAUACAUUCAAG